Molecule: messenger RNA, 2958 nt
Organism: Colletotrichum truncatum
Lineage: Eukaryota; Fungi; Ascomycota; Sordariomycetes; Glomerellales; Glomerellaceae
Product: ubiquitination network signaling protein
Source: RefSeq, a predicted model, not a curated record
AUGCCUCGUGCCUCAAGCUCUUCGAAGCGACAGCAAGGCGCCGCCAACCAACGCGAUACUAGGCACGAAAAUGGUCUUGUAGGUCCUGCGAAGCGAGUUACCAACAAGAAGAGUCAGCCGAGCCUUUACCCCUCUGCCUCUGCCUCCAGCCUUCGUCUUCCCGACCAGAAUGCAGAUACCUCGGCACUCCCUUCACCCCUGCCCAACGGCUCUUCCAACGGACAUACCAAGAACGCCACCCUCGCUGCCUCUCUCGACACCAUGGCCCCCGACCACCGAAAUGGCGACGCUACCGUAAGGCGAGCCUCGCUGGGAGGCUGCUCAGAGACCUCCUCCUCCGAGUCUCUGGCCUCCAACCUGGGCAACGGCGCUGUCGACACGAACCACCGUCAAAUCGAUGUCAACGCUACCAAGAACGCCGACGUGCACCGUGAUCCUGGCGGCCCUGUCGAGUUCGCCGCCACUGUCCUGAGAGCUCUCCCCCUAUACGACACCCUCGCCAUCCUCAUCCUCCUGAUGCAGGUUCCUCCCGUCGCCCUCUCUGGUAUCUACAUGGUCUUUACGUUUCUCACCUUUGUGCCUCCCGUCACCACCAGUUCCGGAAUGAACAUUAACCUCGCCGAGAUUUUCGACUACAACUCGACCAUGCCCUCCCUUGUCACGGUACUUUGCAUGGACGUUUUCAUCCUGCUGGUCUGGCUGUUUUUGUGGCCGCCCAUGCAGCUUGCCAUACUCGACUUUGCAAAGCCCGUUAUUGCCGCGACCCUCGGCGGUGGCUCCAAUACGAGGGAAGGAGCAUCAAGAAGUGUGACUACUUGUUUUCUCCUGGUCAUAGGAUCCCAUCUGUUCCGCGGUUCACGGUUCCACUGGUCUCGAGCGACAAAAUUCCUCCCUGCAAACUGGCGCUUCUCUCCUGAUUCCGACGACCCGUUAGAAUCAUUUACCCGCGGCUUCGAUAAGAGAGGACCGCAUGGGUGGAUCAAGAGCGUCCUGGCAAUACAUAUAUUGACGCAGGGCAUAGUGCGGUAUAUUCGAGAGUGGUAUUUGAGAAGAGAAAAGGGAAGCGCGUCAGCCCACAGCAUAACAGAUCCCGAGGCCGGCAAGUCGUACACCACCGACGCAGCGACGGAAACCGGAUUUGCUACGCCCGACAGCGACGCAACCUUCCAACAAAAUGCAACAGUAUCAACUACAAAAAAGAAGCGAAAACAAAGCACGCAGGUGCGCCUCCAGCAGCCGUUAUGGGCAGCUCUGGCAAGCACCAAGAUUGUCAUGGUCAAAGAGUACGAGUUAUCGCACGCGACUUCCGAGUCAGCCGGCUCCAACGCUACCGACAUACAUAACCUGGGAAGUGCCCCCUUCGACAGCCAAGCCGAGCAGAUUUGGAUCUCCUACAUUGGGCACGACGAAGUAUGCUUUAACACCAGCCAUUUCCCCGACAGCCCGAACAUCGGAAACGGGCACGUUGCGAGGCCCGCGGGCGUCGACACGUCGAAGCCUUUCUAUGUUCGGGUCAACAACGCCUUCUGGCAGCCGACACGCAUUUACCGUAUUCAGGACGAAGCCCAGCACGAGCAGACCGGCCACCACAGGUGGUGCGGAGACAUCUACGGCCUGCGACCUUUGUCCAAGUAUGUCUGUGAAUUCGUUGACACCCACACGAACCGAGUCAUCUUUUCCACCAGCAUCCGAACCUCCUUCGCGCCGAACAAGGACCAGGAAGGGUCUAUUAACCCGCCCGUGAGCACGCCCCAGUCUCUCCGCCCCGACUCGCCGGCGACGACGCUGAAGAGCACCAUCAACGCCAACAGCGAGCGGCUGGCGGAGGAGAAAUCGCGGCUCAAGGCACUGCGCAAGGAGUGGAAGAACAAGAUUAGUUCGCUCAAGAAGGAAAACGAGAGGCUCGACAACAUGAUUCAGUCAGCGGGUGGCAACGACGAAAAGCACAGACAAAAGAUUAUCCAGCAGGAGAACACCAAAGCCCAGUGCGAGAAGGAGAUUGCCCAGCUCGAAGCAGAGCUCAAGGCGUUUGAGAAAGCACCGGAUGGACUCUACGAGCGCAGGAAACGGACGGAGAAGGACUGGUCCGCCGAGAAGGCCAUUUUCGAUGCUGCGUCGAAGGAGUUCAAGGACUUCAAAAACGCCAUAUCAAAGGCUGUGAAGGACAAGGAAGACGAGCAGUCCGGCAUGCAGACAAAACGGAACAAGAUUGCGGCGCGCAUCGCCAAGGUCGACAACGAGCUUGGCCGGAUCACUGACGCCAACAACCGCGGAUUGGACGAGGCCGAACGGAGACGUCAGGCUCGCGUUGCCUGGCAGUCGGAGACGGCGCAAAUCGAGAACAACUUCCGUGGUAGCAUUGCAGACAUCAAGGGCACCAACGCGCUCAAGCAGGAGCAGGUCAACGCUCUCCUGGGACAGCUUCAGACGUUCCACGAGUAUAUGAACAGCGCCACUGCCGCGUCUAUGCCAUUCGACAUUCCCGAUCGUCACCCCUUGCAGCCUCCGACCAUGUCCUCGUACAACCCCGCCGCGCCCGCGUGGAUGCCCCCUUCGGGCGCAACGUCACAGUUUGCGAUUCCGGCAGCGUCGAUGUGGCCGACGUCGGCGACAACCGCGCCCGGCUCAACAUUACCGCUGCCCGCGACAUCUGCGCACGCCGUCUGGGGCUUCCCGCCGCCGCACCAAAGCACGGUGUCCCUGAAGGCUAGAGGCCGCUCCUCAUCCAUGCUCAGCGACGUGUCCGGGUUUACGCAGUCCAGCAACGGCGACGACGACUUUUUGUCGCUCAACAACACGCCGGCGCAUAUGCAGACCGCGCACCGCACGCCUGUGACGUUUGCCUUUAGCAGACAUCAACGGAGCGACGGGGCUGGCUCGGGCGGUAGCAGCGUGCACAGCGGAAGCGGUAGCGGCAGCGGCACCGGGAGCUUGCGGGAUCCGGCGAGUCCGAUUUGA